Messenger RNA from Glarea lozoyensis ATCC 20868, 279 nucleotides. RefSeq lists its product as uncharacterized. The coding region runs from base 1 to 279 and encodes 92 amino acids. The transcript has 3 exons. NCBI's taxonomy places the organism in Eukaryota, Fungi, Ascomycota, Leotiomycetes, Helotiales, Helotiaceae. The record is from RefSeq and is a predicted model, not a curated record.
AUGAGGCAUUCCUCUCCUAUAAUACGACAAUUACGCUUCUAUUCCGCAGCUCAGAAACCGGUGUCACCACAUAUUGGAUUCUACAAGACCUUUUCGCGGCCAAUAGCGAAAGUCCUGCUUAUGGCUACCUUCACAUAUCAAGUUGCGUAUUGGGGAUGGGUGAAGCUGGAGAAAGAUGAGGAGAAGGCGGGUAGGAAUGCAGAAAUUAAAGCCCUCGAAGUCGAACUCCAGAACCUGAUCAAGAUGGCUGAGGAUGCAGGCAUAAAAGUGAAGAGCUGA